This is a messenger RNA of Nymphaea colorata (pocket water lily), 2713 nucleotides long. RefSeq names its product disease resistance protein RUN1-like. Gene Ontology annotation, biological process: defense response. NCBI's taxonomy places the organism in Eukaryota, Viridiplantae, Streptophyta, Magnoliopsida, Nymphaeales, Nymphaeaceae. The record is from RefSeq and is a predicted model, not a curated record. The transcript has 3 exons. The coding region runs from base 1 to 2574 and encodes 857 amino acids. Gene Ontology annotation, molecular function: ADP binding.
AUGUUCGCAGGGUUGGAAUUGUUGGUGUUGGUGGAAUUGGUAAGACUACCCUUGCAAAGGCUCUUUUCAGUAGAAUAUCCAACUGCUACGAACUACGAAGCCAGCUGCUUCAUUUCCAACUGGAGGACAAAGGCGAUGGAACAACCCAAUGCACUUGUCUUUCUGCAAAAUGAACUGAUUCGUGGCAUAUUCAAGGACAAAGUUAAACCAGUGAACGAUGUGGAUGAAGGGAUGGAUGUGAUCAGGAGCAAAAUCCAAAGCAAAAGACUUCUUCUUAUUCUGGAUGAUGCUGAUCAAACAAAUCUUAUAAGUGCAUGGGCUGGAGAACGGUAUUCCUUUCAUCCCGGUAGCAGAAUUAUCAUUGUGUCCAAAGAUGUUGAAGUACUUGGGAAGAACAAGGUCUAUGAGCGGGAGAUCUGCCAGUUACAGAAGCUAAGUGAGGACGAAUUUGUGGAGCUCUUCAACUUUUAUGCCUUCGGGAGAGAUCAACCCCAUAAGCAAUACCAAGAGAUGUCAAAGAGAAUUGCAUCGUCUGUGGGUGGUCUGCCCUUAAAUCUUAAAGUGUUUGGGUCAUUCUUCUCAGAUUGCAGGAAUAUAAGCAGAUGGGAAGAGGUGCUAGAAAAGUUGACCUUCCAUGGUAACGCACAGGAGGACUCAAUUCAGAGCACCAAUUUGGGCCAGAAUGUAGGACCAAUUGCUGAACAAGCCUUCGGCUCUACCUCUUCUCCAAGCAGAGACGGAGAGUCAAGGCAAAAUUUGGAGACACCCAUGCGACCAUCCAUGGCUCCUGACUCUUCUUCAAACAGGGAUGCAAACACAGGCAGGACAUUGGACCCAACUGGAGGCCCGACCUCCGAUGGAGAUUAUGACUCGGAUCGAAAUCCAGAUGAUCCAGAUCGGCUUGAAAAAAUUAUUGACAAACUGGAUGCAACUGCUAGGGAGAUAUUUCUUGAUAUAGCAUGUUUCUUUAUUGGAAUGAAUAGAGAAAACGCAAUGCAUAUCUGGAGAGGUUGUGAAUUUUCAGGAGGUACAAACCCUGACAAGGCAAUUCAAGAGCUGCUAAGAGUGCAGCUUGUGAGUAUAAAUAUAAAAGAUGAUACAUUUUAUAUGGACGAAAAGACAAAAGAGAUGGGAAGGAAAAUGGUCGAAAGGGAGGAUGAGGAGCUUGGAAGACGUAGCAGAUUGUGGGAGCAUGAGAAGAGCUUGCAUGCUAUGCAGUGGAUGAAAUCCCUUACUUGUUCUUCUUCUGCAAAAGAGGUGAGAUGUGCUUCUAACUGCGUCACUGUGAGAUCAUAUACACGUGACCGCUUUCUAAUGUGGAACUUAUAUUUCAACGAGCAGGAUUUUGAGAACUUGAAAGUUCUUGAGCUAAAGAGCAGCGAGAACCAAACUGCAUUUCCUGAUUUGUCUAGCUUCCCAUGCCUAGUGAAAUUGACACUUGAUGACUGCUGUCGCUUGGCCGAAGUUCGCACAUCUAUUGAGCGUCAGCGGGAGUUGACUUACUUGAAAAUUAGGAACUGUUCCAUCUUACAGAGUUUGCCUGCCAAUUUUUCAUCUUUGCUUUCUUUUAAGAUUCUUGACCUUUCUGGGUGCUCCAGCCUUUCAGAUUUGCCGGGUGAAGUUGGAAACUUACAGUCACUGAUGGAGCUUCUACUUUCUGGAACUUCUGUAAAAGUUAUACCUGAUUCCAUAAAUCAGCUAAGGAAACUGGAGCGACUGUUGUUGGAUAAUUGCAAGGCACUUACUAAAUUGCCUGGGUCCCUGGAAGGAUUGAAGUCCCUGCAAGAACUAAAUGCCAAGAAGUGCACAUUACUGGCUACACUGCCGACUUCAAUUGUUAAUGUUUCAAAUUUAACCCAUCUGCUUCUAGAUGGCACAAAGAUCGAAGAGCUUCCGUCUUCGUUGACCAAGCUUCUUUGUUACGAUUGCACUGCUUUAGAGAGAUUAGAAGACGUUUCGAACUUGGAGAAUUUAAUCGAGCUCAAUCUCACUGGCUGCACAAGACUUGUUGAGAUCAAUGGCAUAGACAGUUUGGCAGCCCUGAGACGCUUUCACAUGAGCGGAUGCAGGAGGCUUAGUAAUGCUUCCAGAAACCAACUUGUCCAGAAAAUUUUUGAACACCUUGAAAGUUUCUCCAUCCUGGGAGGCGAGAUUCCCAACGCGUUCACCAAUCGACAGCUAUCCUAUGAAGUGCCAGUCUCGCUUGACGUCCGGGAGGGAAUGGAAUUGCUUCUAUGCCUGGUGGUUGCCGUCGAAGAGCAAGCAGGAUGCUGGGAACCAAACAUUAAAGUCGAAACAGAGGCAGAAGGGGAGAAGAUUGUGAAGUUGCCGGGAGUUGCGUUAUCCAGCAAAGACGACAACCUUUGCUUGUGGCAUUACAAGGAGGCUGACCGGGUGUUCCCUCGUGGAAACGUGAAGAUCACACUAGUGCACCAUGAGUGGAUAAAAGACGAGGUGAGGAAUGGUGGCCUUUGUGAGCCCGAAAGGGAAGUAGAAGCAGCAAACCAGGAUGGGCAACAAGCUUCUGUCUUUGAAUGCAUCGCACGCUGUUGCAGGACAAGCAAUACAGCUUGAUGGAAUUCAAUCUAUUGGCACAAAGGUGCAGGAUUGUGCCUGACCCCAAAUUGGCGAUCAAAGGGGAAGGAAAAGGGCAGAAGUGGAACUAGCACUAGAUUGCGUUGGAACUGCACGGUGAAGGUCGCGAAAUACUAAA